This is a messenger RNA of Sphaerodactylus townsendi, 5946 nucleotides long. It is a transcript of the gene TEPSIN, whose product is annotated as TEPSIN adaptor related protein complex 4 accessory protein. The transcript is spliced from 13 exons. Lineage: Eukaryota; Metazoa; Chordata; Lepidosauria; Squamata; Sphaerodactylidae. Gene Ontology annotation, cellular component: trans-Golgi network membrane. The coding region runs from base 6 to 1760 and encodes 584 amino acids. The record is from RefSeq and is a predicted model, not a curated record.
UGAUCAUGGCGACGGUUCUUUUGAGGGAUCGGCUGAGCUUCUUGAGUCGGCUACCCACUCUGAUCAAAGGCACUUCAGAUGAUGAGAUCCCAUGCCCAGGAUACUUGUUUGAAGAAAUUGCCAAGAUCUCUCAUGAAUCAGCAGGAAGUAGUCACUGUCUCUUGGAGUACCUCCUCAACCGCCUUCAGAUCAACUCAUGCCAUGUCAAGCUGAAGGUACUUAAGAUCCUCCUGUACAUGUGCACCCAUGGCUCCUCGCACUUCCUUAUGCAGCUCAAGCGGAAUUCUUCUUUCAUCCAAGAAGCCACAGUCUUCUCUGGGCCCCCUGAUCCUCUCCAUGGCAACAGUUUGUAUCAGAAGGUUCGGAUGACUGCACAGGACCUGGCGAGCACCUUAUUUUCAGAUGCCUUGUUGCCUCAGUCUGCUGCUGCUCAGCCAUUGAAAGAGCUGCCUUCAACAGGAAUGGGCUCCAGGCCCAGCCCUCACAGCUCCCUCCAAGGCUUUGGUUUUGAAAGAAGCAGCUCCACAUCCACAGGCAAAGUUCUUCUGGCCUCCAUCCAGAAGGCUGCUGAAGUGGUUGCUAGUGCCAUGCUCCCUGGUCAGGAGCUUGGCAGCCCUCAAGGUCGGGAACUGAAGGAAGAUGCAUACGAGCCGGUGAUGGCACCCUCUCUUUGCAAAAGCUGUGUGCUACCUGUGAAGCUGCCCACUGUUGUAGCCCAGAACAUGAGAGUGAAACAUCAGCCAGGGCAAGCAGGAGGGGGUUGGGAGGAGUUGGACAGCGGACAAAGCUCCGAGAAUUCCUUGCAAGGAAACAACGAGCAAAGCAGGAUGUCAGAUUCCUACAGCAAGUCAAGCAAUGACAAUCACCCAUUCACCCUGGAACCGGGGAGUGUUGCUGAAAGAACAGAAGCAGAAAACCUUGGCGACUGCCUGCAAGAAGUGAGGCUUGUCAGCAGCCUCACUCAGGGCUCCAAAGUUUUCCUGACUCGUGAGGAGACCCAGCACUUCCUCAAGAAGUGUGGGCUACUGAAUUGUGAAGUGGUCUUGGCUAUGCUCAACCGAACCCUGAAGGACCCCAGUGAGUGCAUCCGCAUGAGGGCCAUGUGUGCCAUCUAUUCCCUGAUGUGUUCUGACCUGUUCUCCCAUGAUCAGAUAUUUGCCAUUACCCAACAGCACUUGCAGGAACUCAGUCAAGAGUGCCCUGGGCCUGUAGCCAACAAAGCCACAAAGAUCUUGCGUCACUUUGAAGCACUGUGUAGGAGCCACCCCACUUCCAAGAACCCUUCCCGCGCCGUCAACCUCUUUGUCCCUACCGGAACCCCAGCCAAGUGUCCUGCUGAUCUGCUGACUGACCCAAUGCUUUUUGCAGGAGAGACUGUCCUCGAGCCUACAAGCCUGGCACCUCUGCCCUCCCAGGCACCUAAUACUCUUGCAAGUGUUAUGCGCCUUUCAGAAGGAUCAUUGCCAGAAUCUGGCUCCUGUAAACAGCUGGAUGACUUGUCCCCUACUCUGCACCAAGAGGAGGAAGAAUGCAGACUUCCAGGCCCUGAGCCCCAGGAGGACAGACCUGCAAGGGGGGAUCCAGAUGGAACUGUUUCACUGUUUGCUGGCAUGGAGCUGGUAGCGCCCUCAAGCAUGAUGCUGGCUGAUGCUGCUGAGCCAGAAUGUACUACAAUUUCGCGGACAGCAUCUUGCACUGGGAACACUAGAGACAGCAAGGACAGCCAAGAACUGUCUGUUUUCUCCUUUCUCAAUGUGUAGCAGUUCCUGUUGCAGAUUCAACUGUGGGGCAGGUGAGCUGGUACCUCUGCAUACCAGAGGUACCAGUUGAUAUCUUGCCAGCUCUUUGGUAUGUCUUGGUUUUUUGCUUCCUACAUGUGUGUCUAGCCAGGCAGUUCUUGUGCAAUGUGCUGCCCUUUUGUUUAUGCUGCUGCUCAUUCCUGAAAAAGGGGAGUGAUAUACAUCUAUUCUAAUACCUCUAUCCCUUAUACCUCUAUCCCUUAUACCGCUACUCUAUUCCUGUUUGGUGAACUGCAAGGGUAAAAGAGGAGAACUGACUCCCUUAAGUUUUUUUAUAAGUCUUGGAAGUAUUUGUGCUGUGCAUGAUUACAACAACAAGACAACAUGUCUCCUGCAGCAGGGAUAGAAAUAUCUGCUUUUCCCUUUCAAAUUGUGCCCGACUUUUAAAAAAAUAGGCUUCAUUAUUCAUACUGUUUUGACUGCUCCGACUUACCCCUCCCAAACAGUUUCACGCUUUCUUCCCUUCUUGUGAGCUGAGAUUCUCAUGGUACAAAAUGGGAAGACCUAAAAGGCCUUUCAACACACUGAUUUGUUUCUGUUUCUAUGGAGACAUUCUGUGAAGAAAAGCUAAAUGGAAAGGACUUGUCCUAGUUAGCUGCCUCUGACAUUCUUGAGUUUAUUUAAGGUUAGCUGUUCUAAAGCCUCCAGUGAUCCCAGUAUAUUGUGUAAACAGAUGGCUUUUAAAGUUGUCAGAUACCAAAGCUUGAACUAGAGCUAAUGUUAGUAAAACUUGGAUGUGGACAGAAUGGACAGGUAAUACCAAAGCUGUUUUCAACAUCUGCAUGAAGGUGGGGUUUGGACAUACAAAUCAGCAGAAAUUUGAUCACAUAUAGAAAACUGCCUUAUACUGCAAGGAUCCCCAACACUUUACAGCCUGUAGGAACAUUUAUAAUUCUCAACAACACAGAUAACCAACUGUGAAUACAAACUAUAAUCCAAAAUCAUUCCAAAAAUAUACCUUCUCUACUAGGCAAUUUAGUCACAAUAAAAAUGAUCACAAUUCUAUUGCAUAUACUCAGUAACUGCAUCUAGUACAAUAGGACAUCCAACUUGUAACUUUAGUGACAAAUUGCAACUUAUAUUCCGCCAGUCAUAAACAUAUGAUGAGACACAUAAGCUCCUACUUGUAUGUGGAAGAAUUCCAAACACACUGAGCAUGGUUUUAUAACCAUCCUUAUUGGCAAAAGUGCUAAUCUCAACCUGUUAUGCCAUACAACCGCAGCACCUUGUGGAAUUCUGACGUGCCAUAGUGGGCGCUAUUACAAAAAUGGCUGCAUCGAAAAAGCAGAGUCAGCUACCACAGCUUAACUUCAGUAACAUAGUGCAGAUCCUUGUGCUGUGGUGGCAGCUGAUGCCAAAGCAGCAUUUUACAAAAUCUGCACAUGCAAUCAAAUCUCCAAUAAUCAGUCAGAACCUUAGCUGGCCAAAAGCCCUACCUGUCCCCAUCCACUUCCUAAAAACACUUGGUGGACUGCAUGUUGAGGACAUCUGUUGAUCUAUCUAGGUCAGUAUUAUUUUCUCUGUCAGAUUUCACAUCAACCACUUCCAGGUCAUUAAACUGAGCCUUAAGAUACUAGGUAUAGAAAAGUGUGGUGGGGCCUUGGCUCUAGUCUGUCUGGAAAAGACAUGGAAAACCUUUCCUCUCAUCAUUUCUGUGAAGGAGUUUUCUGUCAUUUGUCAAUAAGAAUGAGGAGAAAGCACUUUCAUACAUUCCUCAUGCCCAAGUUCCAGGGUUGUGCCUCCAUUCUGUGAGGCUCAAGGUCAGAACUGUAGUCUCCAAGAGCUCCUGGUAGGAUUGCCUCCUGCAUCCAGGCCAGUUCAUGAGACAUAAGCAUUCAGCAGGGAGCAUUCAUGUCAUCCAUGUUCUGAGUAGCCCCUGUACCUAGAAAGGUGGGUCUCUUGGCCAAAAUAUUGGCAGGCAAUUUAAAGUGGAACAGAUAGAUGGGGGGUGGGGGUGGGGUUGUAAUGUCCUUAGUGGUACCCUGUGGGUGCCUAUAACCUUAAGGCAACCUCCACUCACAAGAGCAAUAUCUUGGUAUAGUCCUGCUUAGUAUGUCACACAUUAGUUUCCCGGUAGCUAUAGUUAAGUCUUUGAGAAAGUGGCUCUCUGAUAACAAGAGUUUUAGCUGGGAUAAUGUCAGGUAAGUCUGUGGGUAUCGAAUGUACAGUCUGCCAAAGGGAAGCAGAAUGCCUAGAAUUAAGACCAUUAGAUAUCGGUGCUUGUCAGGGAGAUUAGCCCAUUAUUGUUUAACACUUUUGAACUAUUUAAACCUAGCUAGAAUCUAAGAUUGAAUUGCUUCCCAAACUUCAUGUGCUCUGAAUUGAUAGAGCUGUAUCAGUAAUUGAAGUUCAGUUUACGGUAUUGGAGAGGGGCCAUGGCUCAGUGGUAGAAUAUCUGCAUUGAAGAUCCCAAGUUCAAUUCCAGGACCCUCCAAUUGAAACGAAUCAGGUGGCCGCUGGCAGGAAAGAACUUGACCAGAGAACUGGGUGAGUUCCUACCAAUCAGAGAAGGCACUAGUGAUCUUGGUAUGGCAAUGGUCUGAUUCCAUAUAAGGCAAUGAGUCAAAUAUAUGUUUGAUCUCUGUAUUAAUGGGGAGGAAAAUCACCUAUAAUCAUAUACCACUUAGAUGUUUUCUAUAUCAUUUUUGACCCAUGGCACGUGUACAACUUUGGCCUCUGUUCAGCAUGGUUUCCAUUGAUGCCAUGUUCCCUCCCUCAUUAGUUUUGUACGUUUUUCUCCUUUCCCUUAGCAACUUUUUUUACAUACUCCUAAUUUUACCCCCCCCCCUUUAAUGAGUAGGCAUGGAUGGGAUACAAGGAGGUGCAUGGCUUGGGGUGACUUUGCAGCUCAUUAGUUAUUUGCAAAAACAAUAGAAGCUCAAAGCACAAACAAAAUCUCUUAACAGCCUAGACCAGUGGCUCCCAAAGUGGGCAGUGGGAUUACCUGGGGUGGUGUUAAGAGGCCAUAGAGUGGUAGGGGCACUGAAGGUGGGCCCCUUUGAUUGUGUUGUUCACUUAUUUAUGAUUGGCCAGGCGAGAACCUAGAUUCUGGCAAAAGGCACUUCAAGUUUCUGCUGGGUUUAUACAUCCUCACACACACUCAGAGGCGUACUGGGGGAAAUGGGGCCCAGAGACAUCUGUUCUCUGGGCUCCCCCGCUAUGCCUGGGGCAGGGCCCACCCUGAGCCCCACUCCCUCCCGGCUUCUGGUUCCAACAUGGGCGGGGCCGAGGGCACCAGAAGACAACAAGGCAGCAGGACUUCCUGCUGCCUUGCCAUCUUCCUGAUCACGUGGGGCCCAAUUUUGUGGGGCCCCCCCACGUGACCAGAUUAGUGGCGUCCAGGGACAGAGGGUACCCCAUGUCCCUAGGCAAAUACACCACUGAAAACACUACAGACAGAAUGGCAAAAAGGAUGGCAAGAAAUAGAGAUGGAAUGACAAAAGAGAUGACAAGACAGUGGAUAACAGAUUGAACUUGUUGAUUUUAACCCAGAAACACCACUGUCGGGUUUAAGGCACUGAGGAAAAUUUGGUUUAAAUUAUGUAGAGUGAGGACUGGACAUGGUGCUGUGGAUACUUGCAACAUGAAUGGGGCUGGAUCCAUUUCAAUGUGGACACCUGAAACAACCAGUAAACUAUAUAGCAAAGGAGUGUCCGCUGAUGGCAUACCAAACAUCUAUGUUGGAUUUUGCUUUUUUAACAGAAAAGUGCAGAAAUAUUUGGAAAAGCUUGAAAUUGAAAUAUGGUUUAAAAUUAGGUACAUAAAUUAUAUUCACAUUUUGAUUUAUUAAGAUUUUAAAGUGACUGAUGGAUAUGCAUUUGAUUGAAUUGAUCUGGAAUACAAAGCAAUGGCAUAUGAUAAUCAGAUAAACACUGUUCCUAGUGGAGGGAGGGACAAUAUAUUCUGGGAGUAUUUCUAAUGAUUCUAUCUUUGUCAGUUUGAUUGGUUGAUUGCAUUUCUCAGUCAGUGUCUCUUCUCUCUUUUAAGUCAAUUCAGCCAGCAUCUUUUUUCUUCCUGUGAAUGUGGGGAGUUAUUUUGUUUCUCUAUGUUUAACUACUUGAAACCGAAUGGAAAAGAGCCCGCCAACUCUACUUAAGCUUUCUUCUAAUUGUUUGUAUGCAACAAAGUAAACCUGUUUUGAACAGUU